This is a messenger RNA of Glycine soja, 9031 nucleotides long. RefSeq lists its product as uncharacterized. The coding region runs from base 113 to 8470 and encodes 2785 amino acids. Gene Ontology annotation, biological process: root development; leaf vascular tissue pattern formation; embryo development ending in seed dormancy. NCBI's taxonomy places the organism in Eukaryota, Viridiplantae, Streptophyta, Magnoliopsida, Fabales, Fabaceae. The record is from RefSeq and is a predicted model, not a curated record. Gene Ontology annotation, cellular component: nucleus. The transcript has 13 exons.
AUUAGUACUAAACAAAACCCCGUAAUGAUGCUGAUGUUUCUCCUUCACUGCUACUAGUAGUGUAGUUAGCGUGGUCUGCUUGUGCCGCCUUCGCUUCUUAUUUUUCCCGCGAAUGUACGGCCACCCUUUCCAGUUCCGCGGCGGCUAUCGACACCCGCCGCCGCCGCAGCAGUCUGCAAACCCUAACAACAACUUCUUCCAACAACCGGCGCUCCCAAAUGUCCCGAACCCCAACAGCGUCUUCUUCCAACCACCGCUGCCGCCGUCUUUCUCAUUCCCAAACACCUCUUGCCCUUUCCCUCCUCAGAACCCAUCCCCUCCUCCGCCUCCGCCUCCAAACCCUAAUCUCGCAAUCGAACACGCCGACCGCGCCAUCGCCAACGCCUGCCGCGCUCUUCUCGCCGCCGGCGACUCCGUCUCGGCGUGGACGGUUUCCCAGAACGCUCUCCUCACGCUCCAGGUGGAUUCAUGGAACACGUUGGGCAUCAAAAUGCAGCAAGUUCCCUCACUUCAUCGGCUUAUGAUGACCGAAGGCAAGGUGAAUGCUUUUGUCCAUUGCUUUGUCGGGGUCCAGAGGAUCACUUCAUUGUAUGAUUUGGAAGUGGCAAUAUGCAAGAAUGAGGGUGUCGAUGACUUUGAAGAGCUAGGGUUGGGACCUUUCUUGCGGCACCCCUUGGUUAUUCAUUAUUUCUCGCUUCGCUCUGAUGUUACCCAGGUGUAUAAGAUUACCACUGAGGAAAUAAUUCAGUUGCUAAUUGAGUUUUUGGAUGCUUCUAGAAGUAAUGAAUUCAUCAAGGUUGAACAGUUUUUGGAUUUUAUUGCCAACAAGCGAUUGGUUGAAUGCAAGGAAUGGCUUGGGAUUCGGAUUCAGAACUUGGGAAUGCAUAUAUAUGCCAUACGGGAAGCUAGAAAUUCAGAGCAAUCUGCCAUGCGGGAAGUUAGAAAGUUAGGGCAAUCUGCUCGACGGGAAGCUAGAAAGUUAGGGCAAUCUGCUCGACGGGAAGCUAGAAAGUUAGGGCAAUCUGCUCGACGGGAAGCUAGAAAUUCAGAGCAAUCUGCCAUACAGGAAGCUAGAAAUUCAGAGCAAUCUGCUGUACAGGAAGCUAGCAAUUCAGAGCAAUCAGCAUACGAGAAAUGCUUGGAGUCAUUUUUGAAAAAUGGGAAGUUCCGGUACCGUACUAUUCCUUCCUCUCAGAAAAAACAGUUAGAUGAACGUUUUAAUGCCAUUACUCAGCGUGUUGAGUCUUUUUCUCCUGUAAAAAAGUCUUUUUGUGGAAAGCAUAAAAGAUUUAUGUCAUCAGCCUCAGAAGAUGAAGAUAGUGAUUCUUCUACAGAUGAACAAAGUAAUAACAUCAUUAAGGGUAGCCAGUCAAACCCAUCAUCACAAUUCACUAGAAGUUCAGAACGAGUGAGUAGUUGCCCUUACCCAUCUGCAACUGAAGAGAAGGCUCGACUUGGGGUGAGGAGUGAUAUGGCGGGGCACUCCCUUGUUAAUAGCAACCUUAAAAAAGGAUUUAGUGAGCAACCUAGAAAAAAAAGAAAAUUUGAAAAUGCAACUUCUACAAGAUCUGCUCCUUAUAAGUUGCGUAAGAGAAACAAACUUGGAGUUGUAACCCCAAUCAAUACUGGUAACAAAACCAAGGUAUCAACCAAUAUUGAUGAAGAUCUUUCAAUUUCUAAUGAUUCUUUGCAGAUGUUUGUCACAACCUGGAAGAUGGCAUGUUCGGAGCACAAGGUUGCCGAGGUUUUGGAGAUGAUGCUUCAAUUCUCUAAAGUAAACCGUUUCCAGAAGAGGAAAAUCAAAAAUUUGUUCUCAUCAUAUCCUUUCAUUGGGUUACUGAAUGCUGCUGUUUCAUCUAUCAAAUCUGGAAUGAGGAACAACAUCUAUGAUACCUUCCAAGCUAUCAUCGAUAAUGGAUUGGGCAACUCACUGACCAAGGGUUCUGAAUACGAUACUAUAGACGUUGGACCAGGCCAGGAAAAUGUACCGGUCAUAACUAAGGAUAACACAGAGAAUACAAAGUGUAUUUCUUCUGAUGAUGUCAUCAGAAAAAUUGGAACUUAUUUUGACCAUGGCAAUGAUAUAAAUAGAAAUAGUAACGACUCACUAGUGCAAUAUAGAAUUAUGUUGUGGAGGAAGUUUUGCAGCUGUGAAAAUUGGGUGGCUGAGCAGUUUGGUAUGAAAAAAUUCGAUUCUCUUGGUUAUGGAGAUUUCUUAUCAUUCCUUGAGAAGCACCCUAACCAGUUACCUCAUGAACUACUGAAGUUGUUGGUUGGUGACACGUGCGAAAAUUCCUCUUUCAGGGCCUGUAUGUCCUCAAAUCAAUUGAUUGCUCUAGUAUCUCAGGCUCUAAGUGGUUUGUGGGAGAAUGAAACAAUAACCAAGCAAAUGAUAUCCAUGCUGCUUAUGAGGCAGUUCCCUUCAAUUAAUUUUGAACUUGUGGAAAAUGGCUCUCUUGUGGAUCUGCUGGAUACUGUUAAGGGGCAUACAUCUAGCGUGACUUCAAAAUGUGUUGUAUUUUCUGCUACUAUUAUAGAAAAGAACUAUAAUGGAGACUCAUCAAGUGAUAGAGAUAACAAUUGGUCAGAAAUUCCCACUGAUAGGUCUGAAACGAGCCAUAAAAAAAGCACUGAAACUGUUAUAGCAAAAAAUGCAAUUGAAGUCUUGCUGAAGGCGCCAAUGUUGUCUGACUUGAGCAAGUGGUCUCAUUGGGAUCUUAGGUUUGCACCCUUCCUAGGUCCAUUUAUAUCGUGGCUGUUGAAUGAUGUAAAUACCAAGGAACUGUUUUGCUUAGUUACCAGAGAUGGAAAGGUGAUACGGAUAGAUCAUUCUGCUACCUUGGACUCUUUCCUGGAGGCUGCAGUUCAAGGAUCCUCUUUCCAAACUGCAGUGCAUUUGCUGUCUCUGAUCUCACUUGUUGGGGGAGAAAAAUAUGUUCCAUUGUCACUUCUAAAAUGCCAUUCCUGCCAUGCAUUUGAAGUUAUGUUCAGAAACUCUGUAGAAGAUGUUGAAGUUAGUAAUGAUGGGAAUGCUCUCCACCAGUCUGUGGAAGCAUUAAGUAAAACAAAAUUUUUAACUGAAAUUUCAACUGCUAAAAUGAGAAGUGUGUUUAGCAAACACAUGCAUAAAGUGAGUAAGGUAGCAUCCAUUCUGUCAAGGUUUGUCCUUGAUUGUCUUGGUAACUUACCGGCUGAAUUUCACAGUUUUGCUUCUGAUGUGUUGCUUUCUGGGAUGCAAUCUGUUUUCAAGGAUGCCGCUUCAACUAUUUUAUGUGAAUGCAGCAAUAUGGAGCAACGUCUCAUGCUUCAUGAAAUAGGGUUAUCUCUGGGUAUUUCUGAGUGGAUUAAUGAUUACCAUGCACUUAUUUCAAACAACUCUUCUGACAUUCAUUGUGCUCGUGUUUCAUGCUUAAAAGAUGCCACAACUGAUAUAAACACAAGUCUGAAGCUUGACCAAGUUACCUUGGAUAAGUCUCCUAUACCUGAAGCAAAUAUGGUUACAUCUCUUGUACCCCAUCGACUUAUUGAAGGGUGUACAGAAAUCAUUGAAACAGUUGAUCCAGAAAAAUCUAAUGAUGAAUCUAACACUUGCUGUCUGGGAAAUUCAUUUCAACAUGUCGAAGAUAUGGAUGCUUCUCGGCUUAUUGAAUCUAUUAGGCGAGAUGAAUUUGGCCUAGAUUCAAGUCUUUCUGAUAUUGAUAGUUGCAUGUUGAAGAAGCAACAUGCUCGGUUAGGUAGAGCACUGCAUUGCCUUUCACAAGAGCUAUAUUCUCAAGAUUCUCAUUUUAUUCUUGAAUUGGUUCAAAAUGCAGAUGACAAUAAUUAUCCAGAGAAUGUGGAACCAACUCUUACAUUUAUUCUUCGAGAUUCUGGUAUUGUUGUAUUGAAUAAUGAGCGAGGUUUCUCAGCUCAAAAUAUGAGAGCACUUUGUGAUGUUGGAAAUUCAACAAAGAAAGGAUCUACUGCUGGAUACAUAGGGAAGAAAGGCAUUGGUUUCAAGUCUGUGUUCCGAGUCACAGAUGCUCCAGAAAUUCAUUCCAAUGGUUUUCAUGUUAAAUUUGACAUUAGUGAAGGCCAGAUUGGUUUUGUUUUGCCCACAGUAGUACCUCCUUGUGACAUUGGGGUGCUCAGGAGGAUGGCAUCUACUGAUACUGAAUUGUGUGACGAUAAUCCCUGGAACACAUGCAUUCUGCUUCCAUUCAGAUCUCAUCUAUCAGAAGGAAUGGCCAUGAAUAGUGUUUUGUCUAUGUUUUCAGAUCUUCAUCCUUCACUGUUACUAUUUCUUCACCGCCUCAAGUGUAUCAAGUUAAGAAACUUGCUUAAUGAUACACUUACUGUUAUGAAAAAAGAAAUUUCAGGAGAUGGUAUCAUUAAGGUUUCUCAUGGGAAAGAGAAAAUAGUGUGGUUUGUAGUAUCUCAGAAGUUGCAAACAAAUUCCAUUCGCUUUGAUGUGCAGACAACUGAAAUUUCUAUGGCGUUUACUCUGCAGGAAUCAGAUAAUGGUUACAUUCCAUGUUCAGAUCAGCAGCCAGUUUUUGCAUUUCUUCCUUUAAGAACAUAUGGCCUGAAGUUUAUUCUUCAAGGUGAUUUUGUUCUUCCUUCAUCUAGAGAGGAAGUUGAUGGAGAUAGUCCAUGGAACCAGUGGUUAUUGUCAGAGUAUCCUAAUUUGUUUGUCAGAGCACAGAGAGAGUUUUGUGAACUUCCCUGUUUUAGGAGUGAGCCUGGAAAGGGACUGUCUGCUUUCAUGAGUUUUGUUCCUUUAGUUGGGGAAGUGCAUGGUUUUUUCUCCAGUCUUCCUCGCUUGAUUAUUUCUAAAUUACGUAUGAUGAAUUGCUUACUUGUGGACGGUGACAAUAAUGAAUGGGCCCCACCAUGCAAGGUAUUGAGAGGUUGGACAGAGCAGGUGCGUAAUCUUAUUCCUGACAACAUGCUUCUUGAACACCUUGGGCUUAUAUACCUGGAUAGAAAUAUAGUAUUGUCUGAUGAACUAGCAAGGGCACUAGGCAUUGAGGAGUUUGGGCCUAACAUUCUUGUUCGAGUACUGUCAUCUUUAUGCCAUACGAAGAGUGGUCUGAUAUCGAUGGAUAUGAGUUGGUUAGCUUCUUGUCUAAAUAUUCUUUCUGUAACAAUGUUCAAUUCGUCUGGCUCUGUGCCAAUCAAUUUUGAAAUGAAAGAUGUUCAGAAAAAUCUUCAAAAAAUGCCAUUUAUUCCACUUUCAGAUGGUACAUACAGCUCAGUGGAUGAAGGCACUAUAUGGUUGCAUUUCAAUCAUUUAAACACAGGAUUUGAUGGUGAGCAUAAAAUUGAAGCUUUCCCUAAUAUAUGUGCUAAACUAAGGACUGUAAGUCCUUUCCUUUUUUCUGCAUCUUCUGGUACUCCGAGCUUGAAUGUGACAUUUUUGGACAAUGUUACCCGGUUACUUCAGAGUAUUGGUGUUCAACAGUUGUCUGUACAUGAUGUUGUGAAGCUGCAUAUUUUACCUGCAUUGUCUGAUGAAACAAUGGCAAACAAAAACAGAGUGCUGAUGAUUGAAUAUGUAUGUUUUGUAAUGCUACACCUGAACUCGAGCUGUUCUGAUUGUUUUAUUGAAAGGGAGCAUAUAAUAUCCGAGUUUAGAUGUAAAUCUUUGUUAUUGACAAAUUAUGGUUUCAAGUGUCCUGCUGAGAUACCAAUUCAUUUCUGUACUGGAUUUGGGAAUCCUGUCACUCCAAAAAUGUUGGCUGAUAGUGUGAGUAUGAGGUGGCAUGAGGUUGACAUAAGCUAUUUAAGCCACCCAGUAAAUGAAUCAGUUUCAUCUGCACUGAUUAAGUGGAGGGAUUUUUUUGAGAAAUUUGGCAUCACAGAUUUUGCUCAAGUAGUUCAGGUGGAUAAGAGUGUUGUCGAUAUAUGUGAUGUCACAUUUAAGCAGAUGAUGUGGGAUAGGGGUCUAAUAUCUGCUGAGUCAAUAGUCAAAGAUUGGGAAUCCUCUGAAAUUGUGCAAUUAGUAUCCUUAUUGUCUAAAAGUGGCAAUCUAGAAAAUUGUAAAUAUCUCUUGGAGGUUCUUGAUACAUUAUGGGAUGUUUGUUAUAGUAAUAAAACUACGGGUUAUUUCUAUCUUAAAUCUGUUGGAGAUGGCCAUCCCUUUAAGUCUACUUUUAUAUGCAGCCUGUGUGAUAUCCAGUGGGUGGUUUCAACCAUGGAUGAUGAGCUACACUAUCCUAAAGAUUUGUUUUAUGAUUGUGAAACAGUCCGGAUGCUCCUUGGAGAUUUUGCACCAUAUGCUGUUCCAAAGGUGAAAAGUGAAAGAUUGGUAAAAGAUUUUGGGUUUAAGACUAGAGUUACUCUCGAUGACAUUUUUGAUGUUCUUAAAGCCUGGAGAAAAUCAUCAAAGACUCCAUUCAAGGCGAGCAUAACACAAAUGACCAAAUUGUAUGCAUUCAUUUGGAAUGAAAUGGCAUCUUCAAAGAAGAAAACUAUGGAAGGUUUGAUGUCUGGACCUUUUAUAUUUAUCCCAUACUCAUCUGUCUAUGAUCAUGAUGAUGCUGCAUGUGGGACGUUUGUGUCUCCCAAUGAAGUCUAUUGGCAUGAUUCAACUGGUUCUAUUCAGAAAAUGAAGGAGUUCCAUCCUCAAUGUGGCUCAUCUUCUUCCCCUAUAAACAAGUCAUUAUGCAAUAUUUACCCUAGUCUUCGUGGUUUCUUUGUUGAUGAAUGUCAAGUACAAGAGGCACCUCCUCUAUGCAGCUAUAUUCAAAUUAUGUUGCAGUUAUCAACUGUUACUUUGCCUUCACAAGCAGCAGAUAAAAUUUUGCAAGUUUUCCUCAAGUGGGCAGAUGGACUAAAAUCUGGUUUGCUGAGUGUUGAGGAUGUCACAUAUCUCAAAGAAUGUCUUUCAAAAUUGGAAUUUCCAGUGCUUCCCACUGUGCAAGAUAAGUGGGUUUCGUUGCAUCCUUCCUUUGGUCUUGUCUGCUGGUGCGAUGAUAAGAAGUUGAAAAAGGAAUUUAAACAUUCAGACAACCUCGACUUUCUCUAUUUCGGUGAACUGGUUGAGGAUGAUAAGGAAAUGGGGCAAGAAAAAAUUUCCAUCCUCAUGAAAAACUUAGGUAUUCCAGCUAUCUCAGAGGUGGUAACUCGGGAACCAAUAUAUUAUGGUCUUGCUGAUUGUAGUUUGAAAAAGUCAUUGGUAAACUGGACUCUGCCAUAUGCCCAGCGCUACAUUCAUAAAUUUCAUAUUGAUAAAUAUGAUAAACUCAAGCAGUCUGGUUUUGAUAUUUUCAACCAUCUGAAUGUCAUUGUUGUUGAGAAGCUGUUCUACAGGAAUGUUAUAAAGACCUGUGGCAGUGUAUCAAAAAAACGAGUCGAAUGUAGUUGUCUUUUGCAGGGAAACAUUUUGUACACCAUUAAAGAAUCAGAUUAUCAUUCCUUGUUUAUGGAGCUUUCUAGUUUGUUACUAAAUGGGACUUCUGAAUUGCACUUGGCAAAUUUCCUUCAUAUGAUAACAACCAUGACAGAAUCUGGUUCCUCUGAGGAGCAAAUAGAAUUUUUCAUUUUGAAUAGCCAAAAAGUACCAAAACUUCCAGAUGAAGAAUCUGUUUGGACAUUAUCUUCCGUGUCAUCAAUUGUAGAGGCUGAUAAGUUGAACCCUUCAGAUCAUGUCCCAUCAACAAAUGAACAGAUCUUUCCUAGAAGGAAGCCCGGAGUAUGCCCCAACUGGCCACCUGCUGGUUGGAAAACUGCACCAGAUUUCAGGUAUGCCCAGGCCAAUGGUUUCAAGACCAAACCUUCCCAGAUUAGCAGCUUUUCUGAAAUGAAGAAGGAUGACAAUUCAGCAAGCAUAAUUUCUCCACCAGUUUGUGCUGAACAAGGAUCAGUUACUGUUGACUGGACCUUCAAAGAAGAUCCACCAGCAAGUUCAGUGGCACUAGUGUUGCAUGAAAAUGAUAACUUUGAAGAUCAAUCUUGUCAUGAUUUUGAUCCCACUGCUUUUAGUAUCCAUGCUGAUUCUGAUCCUGUUAGUUUGGAUGAAUCUCUGGAUGAAGCUCAUUUCAGUUCACCAGCUUUUGGCAAGAGAGAUCAAUUACAAACUGGUACAUUUGAUGCUGCACAAGCAAAGGAAACUGGCAGAUUAGGUGAAUUUCUUGCAUGCAAAUACUUUGUCGAUAAAGUUGGCAAUACUGCAGUAAGGUGGGUUAAUAAAGAUAAUGAAACUGGACUUCCAUAUGAUUUAGUCAUUGGGGAGGAUAACAGCCAAGAAUUCAUAGAAGUUAAAGCAACCAGAUCUCCAAGAAAAGACUGGUUCAACAUAUCAGCGAGAGAGUGGCAGUUUGCAAAUGAAAGAGGCCAAUCUUUUAGCAUUGCAUUUGUCGCUAUAAUGGGAAAUAAUGUUGCAAGGGUCACGAUAUUCAAAGAUCCAGUGAAGUUAUGCCAGCGAGGUGAGCUGCAAUUGGCUGUUAUGAUGCGAAGACAACAGAAGCAGUUCUCUGUUGUCUCAUAGCUUCUGUUCUUGUUUUACUAUGUUGGGUGGAUAGACUUAGUGAAGCCCAUAUUAUGAUUUGCAAAAAGCUAUCUUUUGGCAUCAUGGCAUGCCAUAGAAAUCCAAUUGGAUAUCACUUAAUGCAAGAUAUGUUGAUCACGUGAGUUGUUGUACACAACAUUUUGCUGCUACAUGGAUUUGUUUCUUCUUUUGCAUGGAAGAUACCUGAUGCAAAUAGUGUGAGAAUACAAUAAGCAGAUUUUUUCUGCCUUCUCUUAUUCAUGGAGAUUCAGUUUCAUUCAGGUCUUCUUGAAAGUAGUUCCUGUCAGUUUCAGCUUUUUGUAUGUGUAUAUCUCUAGUGUUUAUGGCUGCAACAUUUGCGUGUAACAUAUUUUUCGUUUAAUUGGGCGAAGCUUAAGGUCCACAUCUGAGCAUGUAAAUACAAACUUGUCUACGCGGUUAUGUUCCACUAUCUAUUAAGACUUAUUACGCGGUUAUCCAUUUACUUGUAGUAUUUUGAUUUCUUUAUUUCUAAUUUUUUUUAGUUCGGAUCUAAAUAUUGUAGUGGCAAUUUUGUUUUUC